Messenger RNA from Schistocerca cancellata (South American locust), 3744 nucleotides. RefSeq names its product UPF0669 protein C6orf120 homolog. The record is from RefSeq and is a predicted model, not a curated record. Bases 289 to 885 code for a protein of 198 amino acids. NCBI's taxonomy places the organism in Eukaryota, Metazoa, Arthropoda, Insecta, Orthoptera, Acrididae. The transcript is spliced from 7 exons.
CUAAUGAUAUCUUUGAUAACAGCUGUCCGUCAACAUUGUGCCUAUACAACUUGUAGGAUUGAAGUGAGAUAAAACCGAAUGAUCGUUGUCCUUCCUCAAGCUGCAAAGUAAUAAAGAAAUGUUUUACAUAAAUACGCCAGUGCAGUGAUCAACUGGUGUCAGUCAGCAUCUUGAGGCGACACGACAGAAAGAAACGUUUAUGUAGAGGUUCUGGUACUGAAGGAGCUCUGCAGGAUCCAUCACCAUCUCAUAACAUAUAGAUGCAAGGUCGGUUGAUGAUGUGUUUUUAUGAGGAAGGAUAUACUAUGGGCUUCAGGAAGUGAAGUGGUGUACAGAUGUUUCUUCAGUGCUUCAAACAUGUUAUGUAAAAUUGCACUAAUGCUAUUAAUUUUCACUGGAAAAUGUGCAGCAGAGCAUUUGCUACACAUGUCGGUUGAAGAAGUAACAGCUCACAAUUACACAUACUACAGUCUUUCUUAUGAAGGAUACAUCAGACUUUAUCUGUACUCCCUAAGUGGCGAUGCUGAUCUGUACGUAUCACAGUAUGUUUCAAAGCCAACAUAUGAUCCAGGACUGAACUGUGCUCAGUCAACGACAUGUGGGGUGGAUGUUGUAGAUAUUCCAAGGAGUUUCAGGCGACCUGUUGGGAUUGGAGUCUAUGGCCAUCCAUCACAUGAAAGAAGUGAAUAUCGUCUUGAAGCAUACUAUAUUGAUGAUGAACAUGAUAGUGGAGAUGUAGAUAUCCGUUCCUCAGGCACUGUGGAGACUGGGAGCACUGGUGUACCAAAGAAAAAGAAAGCUUCUGAUGACACAACUGACGAAAGUGUGAUAUGGUCAUUCGUAUUUUACAUUUUUGAAGUUGCGUUUGAUAUAAUGUUUAUUUGACGAAUUUGAUAUUUGCAUUUGUAAUGUUCCUGAGAGGCCAGGACAAUGAAGUGAAUGAAACAAAGUAUUUCAUUAGUGAAUUCAGGACUUCUUCCUCCAGAAACAUCAGUCUUUGGUGUUAAAAGGUGAUGCUAGUGUGCUGUGAAUAAUGAGCUUUCCUGUGAUGAAUUAUCACAUUAUCCUGCGACAGAAUGUGUCCGAUGAUUUUUAUACUUCGUCCAUUUAGAUGACUUUCCACUAAAUAAUUGUGCUUGAAAUUAAUAUUUCAAGCAUUUGAACAUUAAUUCCCUCAACUGUUUAAUUGUAAGACAUAAUGGCUUGACUGAGUAUUGUGUGGAAUUUCACUGCACUGGUGUAGCUAUACUGUGUUAUUGUCUGGAUAGUACAAUAAAUAGUGGCCAGUAUCAAAUACUGCGGCAACAGCUGAAAUUAUGUGCAGUGUGGUAAUUGUGUAUAGUUAAUGCUUUAAGAUGAUUUAAAGUACAACUCAUGUCUUCAAAGUGUGAUAUUCUGAAAUGUGGCACAGUCACUACAUUUCAAUAUGUUUUUUGUCAAACAUUAUUUACGUUGUGCUGAUGGGCAGUUAAUACUCCACCCGUUUUAUGUGCCAUUCGAGAGAAAGGUAUUUGAGUCAACGUACCUGACAGAUUAAAACUAUGCACUAAUGUGUAACAUGUGCAUAGUCUGUUUCUCUUGGAAAUAUUAAUAAUAUAUCUAAGUAAUCAACAGUCUCUCUUCGGUGUUUAGAAAAAUAGUUUGUAAGUAUUAAUAGAGUGAAGCUUUGAAUUAAAGUAAAUGGGGUGCUCUGAAGAAUCAGAUGAAAGAGGCUUCCCUGCAAUAGGCAAAUAUUAGGGUUUGAAGUAUGAUUCACCAUGUACCUAUAAUCUGCCAAAAAAUUUAAUUUCAACAUACAAUCCCUCCACUGUAGUGUCGGGUACAUUAAUGACAUUAAAAUAUUUUGCAUGCCAGAGAGAACUAUUGUGCUUAGGUUAUUGUUAUAAGUUUCUGGUAGGAUGGUUAUUCUUCCUCUUUCAGACGUCCCAGAUUUUUAUUGUUUGAGUUGGUAUUUCUGUACCAAAAACACUAUUGUUUAUCACUGUCAAUCUAUUCAACUACUGAUCUAGCCAGUUAGUCCACCUUAGUCAGUCACAAAGGGUUGUUCUCUCCUUUACACUUCAACAGUCUACAGUCUACAACUACGAAAGUGCUGGUGUCAAGUGAAUAUUCUUAUAUACUGAAUUUUCUUGAUUCAGAAUCUGUUUCUUCAGAAUAUGGCGUUUCAUUUCUAUAUUACAUCAUGUAAGUAUUUUUUCUUAGUUGUUUCAAUGUAUUUAAAUGGAGAGACAGUAAUAACUGUGUGUCACAGGUCUGUAAUUGAAGACAGUGUAAUUUAUGUUUCUACCUACAUGGCAACAUCUCUUUUUUACUAAGUUCUAGUUUUCUUUGGUUCCUACUAGCUUUUGGAUGCGUAUCAUUGUUGCUAUACAUAUAAAAUGGCAUAAUAUUCUUUACGGUUUGUGAUUCCUUUUGUGUAUGUGAUCUGCCCUAAGUUUAGAAGCUAUGUUUUAUUAUCGAGACACAAAAUUGACGCCGGCCGGAGUGGCCGAGCGGUUCUAGGCGCUACAGUCUGGAACCGCGAGACCGCUACGGUCGCAGGUUCGAAUCCUGCUUUGGGCAUGGAUGUGUGUGAUGUCCUUCGGUUAGUUAGAUUUAAGUAGUUGUAAGUUCUAGGGGACUGAUGACCACAGCAGUUAAGUCCCGUAGUGCUCAGAGCCAUUUGAACCAUUUUGAACAAAAUUGACUUUCUCAUCCAGUAUAUCUCAUGUGUCCAUUGACUAUGGAACUGGAAAUACUGGUGUUGCAUUCUCUCUCUCUCUCUCUCUCUGUCUGUCCUGAUUUUAUGAAACACGCAUUCUAAGUAAUCAUUGUCCUAUGGAGCACUUGAAAAGCUGGUGAUGUCAAGAAUAUUCACAAACACCAAAAGCAUAAGAUCCUUUGGGUACUUUCCAAAGUACAUUCCCAAAACAAAAUCAAUACUCUUAUCUGUGGACUGUGUUGCUAUCAUUGACAAAAUGGUGGAUGUCAGUGGCUUCUUACUUUAUUAUUUACUUACAGUGAGUAUCAUUUGCACCCUGUUCUUUGGUAAUGUUUAGUUGCCUAUUCCAUUCGGAUACUGUUGUAAUGUGUUGGCUGAUCACUCAGCAUUAUCUGUCCAUUUCAUCGAGUAGGUUGAAAUAGUGAAAGUAUUUGUUAAUGUAUUAUGUUAUGAAAACUAGCCCUAAUAUCAUUACAGCAAUGGGAAGUCCGUUUUGAAAUGUAAAUAAUGGUCAAAGGUCAGUCCAAAGAUAGUGGUGGUCUGUUCUUUUGAUCGCUAUUGUCCGUGAUACCAAAAAUGGUUGUUAUUUAUUUAAGAUUAAGUAGAAGUGUAGUUCUAACAUACUGUUGUUUAAACUGAAUGUGUCUAUGGCAUGUUAUGUAUGUAUUCUCCAUUGAAAUAUCAAUAUUUAUUAUGUUACUCCUCAUAUGAAGCCUGCUUUAUGACACAUAUGAAUGAGAUCUUGUGUUAAAUAUUUUUUUUUAGUAUUAAGGUUAGCAUAGCAUGAUAUAAACUGACUAAACAGUUGUAUAGGACCAAUCUCAUAUGACAGACCUAGGGUGGGCAGUGUCAUCUGAUUAAAAAACCUAUAUUUUUUGUAGGCAGUCAAUUUCUCUUCCCUGUGAGAUGUUUGUAGUUGUCACCCAAAAUGACAUUAAAAACCUUGUCUUCCUUGUACUAUGAAAUUUGUGAAAUACUGUGCUAUGGUUUUUAUUUGUAAUUUAGUCUGAUAAGCACAAAUGUUAAUAAAAUAUUUGUAAUUA